UGAUGGGCGGGAUCAGAUUUACCCGACAUACUGUUCGCCCUUUCGCUGUUGAGCUACUGCGGGAAUGGCGGGUGAAAAGAAGGAAAAUCCUAUGCGUGAGCUCCGCAUUCGGAAGCUAUGUUUGAAUAUCUGCGUAGGUGAAAGUGGUGACAGACUCACCAGAGCUGCUAAAGUGUUGGAGCAACUCACUGGCCAGACCCCAGUGUUUUCCAAAGCUCGCUAUACUGUGCGCUCAUUUGGUAUUAGAAGAAAUGAGAAGAUUGCUGUUCAUUGCACAAUCAGAGGAGCCAAAGCUGAAGAAAUUCUAGAGAAAGGUCUAAAGGUUCGGGAGUAUGAACUGAGGAAGAGUAACUUCUGCAACACUGGAAACUUUGGCUUUGGUAUCCAGGAGCACAUUGAUCUGGGCAUCAAGUAUGAUCCUAGUAUUGGAAUUUAUGGCCUGGAUUUCUAUGUGGUUAUGGGGCGGCCUGGUUUCAGCAUUUCUGAUAAAAAGGUUAAAAGGGGGCGCAUUGGUUCAAAACACAAGAUUUCCAAGGAAGAAUCGAUGAGGUGGUUUCAGCAAAAAUAUGAUGGCAUCCUCCUGCCUGGAAAGUAAUUUGAAGAGCACAUGACAAAGCAAUAAAAUCAAUUUGUAACAUUA
Molecule: messenger RNA, 640 nt
Organism: Chiloscyllium plagiosum (whitespotted bambooshark)
Lineage: Eukaryota; Metazoa; Chordata; Chondrichthyes; Orectolobiformes; Hemiscylliidae
Product: large ribosomal subunit protein uL5-like
Biological process (GO): translation
Cellular component (GO): ribosome
Molecular function (GO): structural constituent of ribosome
Source: RefSeq, a predicted model, not a curated record